AUGGUUGAUAUUAUGCGGUGCGGUGCGAAAGUUGCAGGCGCAGUGGUUGUCGGUUGUCCGGGGAAGGGCAAUUGGGAGCAAGAGAAGAAGUGGAGGUGGAUGCAGAUGCAGAGAUGCAGACGGCCCGUUGCGGGCGUUGAGGAGGGGGAGGAUGAGGAGGAGGAGGAGGAGAAGGAGGAGGAGGAGGAGGAGGAGGAGGCGGAAGCGGAAGCGGAAGCGGAGGCGGCGGAGACGGAAGAUGAAGAUGAGGAAGUGAAGUCGAGGUUGAGUGAGGGUUGA
Messenger RNA from Drepanopeziza brunnea f. sp. 'multigermtubi' MB_m1, 279 nucleotides. The record is from RefSeq and is a predicted model, not a curated record. Lineage: Eukaryota; Fungi; Ascomycota; Leotiomycetes; Helotiales; Drepanopezizaceae.